Molecule: messenger RNA, 1106 nt
Organism: Cryphonectria parasitica EP155
Lineage: Eukaryota; Fungi; Ascomycota; Sordariomycetes; Diaporthales; Cryphonectriaceae
Product: retrieval of early ER protein Rer1
Exons: 3
Coding region: 187-759 (190 amino acids)
Biological process (GO): retrograde vesicle-mediated transport, Golgi to endoplasmic reticulum; protein retention in ER lumen
Cellular component (GO): Golgi membrane
Source: RefSeq, a predicted model, not a curated record
CGAUCACUCCUUCUCCACCACCAAACCAGGCCCAUUGUUCUAUUGUACUCGAGCAAGAGCAACCGUCACCUGUUCUCCAUCCUUUGCGUAUUUGCUACGUCCAAUACAUCGAGGCGUUCAAGCAGCUUUCCGAGGCCCAAGCCACACAGCCUUCUCGACGUUGCGCAUCUUCCCGCGUUCAACGCAAUGGACGCCCCCGAGCCAGACCAGACCCCCUUCGCCGCCGUCACGGCGCAGACCUCGCGGCUGCAGAGACGGUACCAGGCACUCCUAGACCAGUCAACACCGUACGUGGCGUACAGAUGGGUCGGAACCGCUGUUGCGCUCAUGCUCUUCUUCACCCGCAUCUUCGUUGCGCAGGGCUGGUACAUCGUUGCUUAUGCUCUCGGCAUCUACCUGUUGAACCUUUUCCUCGCAUUCCUGCAACCCAAGUUCGACCCCUCCAACGAGGCUAUUGAUAACGAGAUGGAGGAUGGGUCUGUUGGCUCACUCCCGACCAAACAGGACGAGGAGUUCCGGCCGUUCAUCCGGCGUCUUCCCGAAUUCAAGUUCUGGGAGUCGGCGACAAGGACCAUCCUGAUUGCCUUCUUCUGUAGCUGGUUCGAGAUCUUCAACGUUCCAGUGUUCUGGCCUGUCCUGGUCAUGUACUGGUUCAUCCUCUUCUUCUUGACCAUGCGCAAGCAAAUCCAACACAUGAUCAAGUACCGUUAUGUUCCCUUCUCUAUCGGCAAGACCCGAUAUACCAGGAACAGCGAUUAAGGCGAAACACAGCAGGCACAAGGUGCUGCCUCCAGUGGGCGGCCGAGAGAACGAUGGAGAUGGGAUGGCUGGCCGAGGGCGCUCCGUUUCUUGUGGCGAGCUCACGACUUCCAAAAUUACAUUCUAUUUUUAAUUUGCAUCUGCAUCAAGGAUGGGAGCUGGGCAGCGUCAUCUGUCUUGCUAUUGCUAUUGGCGCAUUCCGCAGGGGAGGGCUAUAUGUUAUGGAGUUCCCGAGUCUUCUUGGUUGUGGCAGCUGAGAUGAGUUCACGGAGAACACGAACUGAGCUUCGUUUGACGCAUGCGCUAUGUAGAGUUUUGUACCAAUUAGACGAAGAUCAAGACCUGAC